AACUAUUUUCAUGAGGUCCUAUAUACCACACACAUACACUGAUACACCCAUCCUUUAUACACUGGUGCAUGUAGCCUUGCUCUAGCUGACUUGCUCCUUUAUUGUUUGUUUCCUCUUUCUUUUAUAAAGUCCUUUCUUUAUUGUGGUUACAAGAUGAUUGGUAUUCACUUCCAGUCAUUAGUUCUAUUUAUUAGCCGUAGCUCUGACCUGAUCUACUAUUUGGUUUUACUUCUCCUCCUCCUCUUAUCAGGAGAUGUUGAACUUAAUCCUGGUCCUAUGAUUGAUGAUAAACCAAACAGUCACUUAUUUGCAAAAUAUCUAGAACCACUUAAUGAUUGGGAAUUAUUUGCCCUUUGUCUUCCUGGAAUAACAAAAACUCAUGUUAACACUAUCGGUAAAAAGAAAAAAAAUCCAGAUUCCAAGAGCUUGAAAAUAGCUUUACAUCAGAUAUGGUUACAAGUUAAUCCUACAGCAUCAUGGAGAGAUGUCAUUAAUGCUUUGAAACAAUGUAAAGAGAAUGAACUAGCUGGAACUAUUGAAGACAAAGUGACAAAUCCUACUGAUGAAGUUGUAACAGAUAAUCUAAAGGAUAUAUUGAGGACUCAUUCUGAUAAACUUACUCACAGUAUUUCUACUGACUUUUCAAAAACAGCUAGUGCACUGUAUGCUAAAAAACUGAUACCAGAGAGUACUAAAGAGCACAUAUUUAUACCAGGAAUUAGUGAUUUUGAUAAAGCUGCUAAACUUGUGACUGUCAUUGGGCACCAAUUAUCCUCUGAUAAUCCAGAGCAGUAUCUCAUUAAUGUAUGUCAUGUAUUAAUGGACCAAAAAAAUCCAGCCCUAACAAAAAAUGCUAACUCUAUAUUACACCAGUUAGGCCAGUCUAUACCUGAUAAUGGCACAACAGCAGAGCACGGGACUAUACCAGUUGCUGAAAUAGUACAAGAUGACUCAGUGAACAGAGUUGGGUAUGUCUCCCAUGAAAUAGAGAAAAAGGAUCUCAAGCCUGGUGAUCAUAUCUAUACUCAUAGAACACUAUACCUUCAUAGUCAUCACAGUAUUUAUGUUGGUGAACCUGAUUGUGAAGUGAUUCACUUCAGUGGUGAUGCAACUGGGUCACUAAGAAAUAAGGUCGGCUCACUUUGUCAAGUAAGAAAAACUACCCUUAGUGACGUUUGUGAUGGCAAUACACUCCGUUUGGUGGCAUAUAAUUGCAGUGCAUUUAAAAAAGCUGCUGUCUUAGUUAGAUGUUCCUGUCAUGUGAUAAAAGCAAUGCCUCCUUCAGAAACUGUUAAGGUCGCUAAACAUUUUCUUUCUAAUCCAAAGAAGUUUGGUGAAUAUGACAUAUCAAAUAACAACAGUGAAACAUUUGCCUGCUUCUGUAAAACAGGUCUGAUGGAUAUUGGAACACAACUUCAUCCACUUACUAGGAACCUGUUAACCGAGUGGUGGAAGGGAGCGCCAUGCACUACAUACAAAGAAGCAAUGAAAAACUUCAUUGAAAAACGAAAUGCUAAAGCAUAGCUUAGAACAAAUUAUAAAUGUAGAUAGGUGAAAUUAUAAAACUCUUUUCAAUUUAGAAUCAUUAGUUAUAGUUAGAUAUUAUAUACUUGCUAUAUACUGUAUACAUUGUAUUACUGCUAUUACAAUAUACACUGCUGCCAUUCUAAUACUUUAUGCUGAAUUAGUGUUUUGAAAAAAUU
Amphimedon queenslandica is the source of this 1703-nucleotide messenger RNA. RefSeq lists its product as uncharacterized. Lineage: Eukaryota; Metazoa; Porifera; Demospongiae; Haplosclerida; Niphatidae. The record is from RefSeq and is a predicted model, not a curated record. The coding region runs from base 154 to 1524 and encodes 456 amino acids. The transcript is spliced from 5 exons.